Messenger RNA from Rosa rugosa (rugosa rose), 759 nucleotides. RefSeq names its product glutathione S-transferase U7-like. Gene Ontology annotation, cellular component: cytoplasm. Gene Ontology annotation, biological process: glutathione metabolic process. The record is from RefSeq and is a predicted model, not a curated record. The transcript has 3 exons. Gene Ontology annotation, molecular function: glutathione transferase activity. Lineage: Eukaryota; Viridiplantae; Streptophyta; Magnoliopsida; Rosales; Rosaceae. Bases 1 to 759 code for a protein of 252 amino acids.
AUGAUGCAUUGUUUUGAUAUGUUGUAUUCUCCAACGCUUCUGGAAACUCAGUACCAAAGCAAUGAACUACAGAGGGAAACUCAGAGAGAUGCAUAUGAGUUCAGAAAGCUGGGAGAAGUUAAAGUUCUUGGAGCAUCUCUAAGUAUUUUUUGCUGCAGAAUUGAAUGGGCUCUGAAGCACAAAGGGAUAACCUACGAGUACAUAGAAGAAGACUUGAGAAACAAGAGUACCCUGCUCCUCAAGUCAAACCCUGUCCAUAAGAAAAUCCCAGUGCUUCUGCACGGUGAUAAACCAGUUGCAGAGUCCCUUAUCAUCCUUGAGUAUAUAGAUGAAACAUGGAGGGAGAACCCUCUAAUGCCAGAUGAUCCUUCUGAAAAAGCAAUGGUGCGAUUUUGGGCAAAAUAUGUUGACGAGAAGUGUGUGAUCAGUGCAUGGACUGCUAGCCGUACAAAAGGCCAUGAACAAGAGAAAGCAAUAGAGUCAACACAAGAAUCACUCAAACUUCUGAAUAAGCUCAUUGAAGGCAAGACCUUUUUUGGAGGAGAAACCAUGGGUUUCCUAGACUUAGUGGUGGGAUCUUUACCUAACUGGAUCAAAUUCAUAGAAGAAUUUGUUGGCAUAAAGCUAUUUGAUACGAAAGAGUUGUCAUUUCUUCAUGAAUGGGCACAGAGAUUCACUGAAAUUCCAAUAAUCAAAGAAAGUAUUCCAAUGAAGGAAGAUCUCCUCAAUUACUUUCGAGCUCAGCAGAAUGCCAAAUGA